Molecule: messenger RNA, 1093 nt
Organism: Mus caroli (Ryukyu mouse)
Lineage: Eukaryota; Metazoa; Chordata; Mammalia; Rodentia; Muridae
Product: olfactory receptor 52P1-like
Biological process (GO): G protein-coupled receptor signaling pathway
Cellular component (GO): plasma membrane
Molecular function (GO): olfactory receptor activity; G protein-coupled receptor activity
Source: RefSeq, a predicted model, not a curated record
UGGACCAUGGAAGAACUUAUAAUGCUGUUUUCUGUUUAUAGAAUAUUGCCCUUGGUAUUUUCUACCAAACAUACAGCAAGUUGGAUUUUAACAUGGUAGGCAAUAUUACUCAUCAACAGAUUGCAUCUUUCUUCCUGGUUGGUAUUCCUGGCUUGGAGAAUGUUCACUGUUGGAUUGGCAUCCCUGUUUGCUUCCUGUUUGUCCUGACCCUGCUGGGGAACAGCAUAGUCAUUGCUACUAUCAAGCUGGAACCAAGUCUCCACCAGCCUAUGUAUUUCUUCCUUUGCAUGCUGGCAAUGAAUGACAUGUGUCUUUCCUCUUCUGCAGCUCUGAAGAUGCUUGGCAUCUUCUGGUUUGAGGCACACUGGAUCAACUUUGAUGCCUGUCUAACGCAAAUGUAUUUUAUCCAUACGCUGUGCAUCAUGGAGUCAGCCAUCCUAGUAGCCAUGGCAUUUGAUCGCUUUGUGGCUAUUUGCAUCCCUCUUCAUUAUGCAUCAAUCCUGACAACAUCUAUGGUGAUUAAACUAGGUCUAGUUGGCCUGAUGAGAUGUGUGCUCAUGGUUUUGCCAUGCCCUUUUCUGAUUAAGAGGCUGCCUUACUAUACAAAAUAUGUCAUCCCUCAUACCUACUGUGAGCACAUGGCUGUGGUGAAGUUGGCAAGUGCCAACACUCUCAUUAACAGAGCAUAUGGAAUUUCAGUGGCCCUUUCAGUGAUAACAGUGGACCUAGGACUCAUAGCAACAUCUUAUGUGAAAAUCCUCCAGUCAGUGUUUCGGCUGUCUUCCCAGAAUGCCCGCUCUAAAGCCCUGGGCACAUGUGCUGCACAUGUCUGCACUAUUCUUGUCUCCUAUAUACCUGCACUGUUUAGCUUCCUAUCUCAUCGUAUUGGCAAGAAGGUUCCUCCAAGUGUUCACAUCAUUUUUGCAAGCAUGUACCUUUUAGUACCUUCUGCGGUUAAUCCAGUGGUGUAUGGUGUCAAGACAAAACAGAUUCGUGAUCGAGUGCUAGAUCUUUUCUUUACACACAAGAAAUUUUCUGAAAAGUAAAAAGUACAAAAACCCUUAUUUUAGUAGAUUAUGUUUUGUACAGCCAG